Molecule: messenger RNA, 336 nt
Organism: Volvox carteri f. nagariensis
Lineage: Eukaryota; Viridiplantae; Chlorophyta; Chlorophyceae; Chlamydomonadales; Volvocaceae
Exons: 2
Source: RefSeq, a predicted model, not a curated record
AUUGAGGAAAACAAGGCCCUGCUGAAGAGCAAGUACGAGAGCGCCAAGGCGCUGGGUGCCGCUGUCAACGAGUCCAAGAACCGCAUCAACGAGCUGCGAGCCGGUAUCGAGCGGCACCGCAUGCAGCGCGCCGCGGCGGCGGUGGCCGCGGGCCAGGCCGUGGAGUCCCUAGAUGAGGACGACAAGGAGCGGCACAGCAAGGAGCUCAUGGAGCAAGAGAAGGCCCGCUACAAGGACGCGUUCGGACAGCUGCGCGAGCUGAAGAAGGAAAUCGAGCACUUGCACAUGUUGUUGGAGCAGAGCCGCACGCGGCUACAGCGAGAUUUUGAGCAGUGG